Molecule: messenger RNA, 2739 nt
Organism: Sycon ciliatum
Lineage: Eukaryota; Metazoa; Porifera; Calcarea; Leucosolenida; Sycettidae
Product: TNF receptor-associated factor 3-like
Biological process (GO): protein K63-linked ubiquitination; tumor necrosis factor-mediated signaling pathway
Molecular function (GO): protein binding
Source: RefSeq, a predicted model, not a curated record
AUCAAUCGGUGUACAAGACGUGCAACUCUCCGAUCUCAGCCUUCGACUUGAUAUCGUGGAUGUGAAGACCACGAACGGCGUUCUGGUGUGGAAGAUUGGUGACAUAUCUCGACGUCGUCGUGAAGCAAUCAGUGGCAAGACACCCAGUCUGUACAGUGCACCAUUCUACACAUCUCCAUGUGGAUACAAGAUGUGUGCCAGGGUCUACCUGGAUGGAGAUGGAAUGGGCAAGGGUGGAUGUAUCAGUGUGUUCUUUGUCAUCAUGAGAGGUGAAUAUGACGCUCUGUUGCUCUGGCCGUUUCAACUUCGAGUCACCAUGAUGCUGAUAGACCAGAGUGAUAGCGUUGUCAAGCGUAACAUCACCGAGGUCUUUAAGCCGGACGGACGAUCGGCUUCGUUCAAACGUCCAAAAAACGAAAUGAAUACAGGGAGCGGGUGCCCCAUGUUUGCCUCCGUCAAUGUUUUGGAUUCACCCACGUAUGUCAAGGACGACAUCAUCUUCAUCAAGGUCAUUGCCGACAAAGCCUCGACUCAUUUCGUACCACCAGACCACGACCGGCAGUAGAAAGUGUUGGAACCCCCUCUUUUGUCUGUCUUUGCCUGCCUAUCUCUCUCUCUCUCUCUCUCUUCACUUUGCUCCUCUCUCUCUCUCUCUCUCUCUCUCUCUCUCUCUCUCUCUCUCUCUCUCUCUCUUUCUCUCUCUCUCUCUCUCUCUCUCUCUCUCUCUCUCUCUCUCUCUCUCUUCUCCCCCCCCCCCCCGCACACCCACACACACACCCACUACCAACUACAACACAACGCCACACUUGCUCACACCGACAAAAAAAUAUUCUCUCUCUUCUGCCUGUCUGUACCAUCACUGUGCCCUACGCUGGUCUUGCCGAAAAUCAAGGUCUGGUCAAUCCGUGGUCCGAUCUUCCCCGGAGGAAGGCCCGCACGCCAAACUAAGAGGGCGUUGUUGUCAGAAUUUCUGACCUUGAGUGAGUAAAUUUGUACACAUACAGUGCUUUCAUGCGUGAGUAUCGCUACUUAAGUACGUGCACGAGAAGUGACGGCGUCAUACCUAGCGCGUACAGCCAGGCUGAAUGUCUCCGACUCACCCCAGCCCAGGCAUGUAGGUCCAUGUCAGCAUCCUGCAAUGACUACCAUUGUUGCCGUAGACAGUUGUCGACGGUCCGUGAUUGCUAAUCCUUACGAACUGCAUUUUGAUGUAAGCGCAUCGUAUUGCCCAGUGCAGUUCACCGCACGACUUCAUGUACAUUAUUUUGUGUUUUCAUUCCCCUUUGGACUUACAGUUUACGUUGAUAUUAGUAUGCAGUGAGGGAUCGUCACACAUACACACACACACACAUACACACACACAUACAUACACACACACACACAUACACACACACGCACACACACACACACACACACACACACACACACACACACACACACACACACACAUGUACGCAUGCAUACACGCCAUUCAUGCAUACUCGUAUGCACGCACACACACACACACACGCGCACAUAACUAUCUGCGUAUUUUCCCCCGCCAUGCUUCGCACUUGAUCAUUCUAACUGUGUACCCUGUGUACUCCACCUCUCUACUCCCUUGAGCACCUCUCUACUCCCUUGAGCACCGUAUCUACUGCCUUGAGCACCGUAUCUACUGCCAGGACUCCCGGCGUUUGCUUGGAAACCAGAGCAGAAUGGCAUUGCUGACGUUUCCUUGAGCGAAUCUCCUGUAUCCCCUGUAUCCACUAAUUACACCUGCAAUUGCUCUCAUGCAGUGGAUGCUGCCAAAGCCAUUGCUAGCGCUGUAUUGAGAUGGUGGAACCAUUCCUCUGAAAGUGUUACUGCUCAGGCAGUUUCAACGCAUCGAAAUUCUUGACACCUAUGAUUGAUUGUGGACUCAGCACACUUGUUCUUCUCAGAGUCUUCAGCGUAAACACUAAAAUGUACAUGCAAUAUGCCGCCAGUACACGGUCAUAACUAUUAGUUUAACCCCGCCAGCAUAAUCAUGUUAUAUCAGCGAUCUGCGUAGCGAUGGCUGCUUCUAGCUGCUGCUCCUCUUUUCUAUACAGUCGCCAUGGCAUUCUGAAUGAGUGCCCUAGUCCUGGUAACACUCACGGCUGAUCACGCUCGUGCACACUGUUCAAACGUUUGAAUUUUUAUCCUUCAAUGAAAGGAAUGGAGAUUUUUUUAAAUUGUACAGUUGAGUUUUUUUUUAGAAGAUCAUUUUGACCUGGCCACUGGCUAAGAAUACGUACAUAAUAAUUACGUUAUUGUAAACCAUUCCAUUGAGUCUAUGGAAAAGUUUUCAACCUGGUCCUUCAUUCCAUCACCGCUCUUGAUUGAUACAUAACGCUUUGGUUACUAAAUCAAAGUACAUGUCUAUGCAUAUCCCGCGUUUCAUAAGCUAUUGUACACGACUUUUAAAUAUUUAUAUUAUUUUAUCGACGUUACAAUUUUCAGAGCCACCCUUCUGAUAAUUUCGCAUGAACAUCGCUUGCAAAGUGUGCAAAGAACCCUUUCUGUUCAAUUCUUUUGUAUUAUUAAUUUUCAUCUUUAGACUUUACGUGCAACUCUCAGUUGGAAGUUGUAGGAUUCAUCGGCGCUGCGCGUGCAUCCUUUUUCAAAGUACUCCCCCCCCCCCCACACCCCCAACAGCGUUUCUGAUGUUCGCCUGUUACUGCUGCUAUUGCCAACAUUGCUACAACUGAAUAGAUAACAUUUCUCAAAAUGCGAAAA